AUGCCGCCACAUCUACAUCCGCGGUCGCGGUCGACGUCCUCUCUUUUCGCAGCCACUCUCCUUGCGUCUCUUUUCGUCGUCGGCCUGCCACACCUUUUCCCUUGUCCUGCUCCGCGUCGUACCCUCGCUGAUUCGGAGAUGCUUAUCACUGCUGAUGGGCAACAAAUCCCCCGGAUUCGAAGGAGGAAGAGGAAGGAUGCCGACAUGCUUGGCUCAGAAGGAAACGUCCUCGCCCAGACACACCAACCUCCCGACGAAGUGUCAACAUUCCUGCAAUUGGAGGAGGAGGCUGAACGAUUGGCCAAGGCGGGAAGAGAAUGUCCUGUUCCAAAGCCUGGUGGAGUUCUAGGUGAAUUGCUUGGUUUUUCAAAAGGCAUCAACGAAAAUUAG
This is a messenger RNA of Aspergillus bombycis, 390 nucleotides long. RefSeq lists its product as uncharacterized. The record is from RefSeq and is a predicted model, not a curated record. Gene Ontology annotation, biological process: mitochondrial respiratory chain complex IV assembly. Gene Ontology annotation, cellular component: mitochondrial matrix. The transcript has a single exon. Bases 1 to 390 code for a protein of 129 amino acids. Lineage: Eukaryota; Fungi; Ascomycota; Eurotiomycetes; Eurotiales; Aspergillaceae.